Messenger RNA from Anopheles coluzzii, 2954 nucleotides. Its product is annotated as senecionine N-oxygenase-like. The record is from RefSeq and is a predicted model, not a curated record. Gene Ontology annotation, molecular function: N,N-dimethylaniline monooxygenase activity; flavin adenine dinucleotide binding; NADP binding. Bases 924 to 2177 code for a protein of 417 amino acids. Lineage: Eukaryota; Metazoa; Arthropoda; Insecta; Diptera; Culicidae. The transcript is spliced from 2 exons.
GAUGACUCCCGCUGGGGACUGGCCCUAACGGCUAAUCAGUUGAGUUGUUUCGCUGGUCUAGCGGUAAACAGGCUUGAUCUGAUACGAUCAGACGACAAUAAGUUCAACAUAAUCAGCAGCAAACAGUAUCUUCUUCUUCUUCUUUUAGCACAACAACCGUUGUCUGUCAAGGCCUGCCUGUACCACUUGUAGGCUUGGCUUUCAGUGACUUAUUGAUUUCCCCCCAUAGCAGGAUAGUUAGUCCUACGGCGGCAUGGGCCAUUCGCGGCUUGAUCCCAUGAAGGGCAUGUUGUUAACUCGUACGAGUUGACGACUGUACAACGAGACCGGCUUAAACAGAUAACCACAUUAACUAUAGCACAUAUCGUGUGAAUGCUGUUCCUGUUAUAAUUGCAAUUUUAAAAAAUUUCUUAGUUCAAAUUAAUUCAUUUAUUUGGGAAGUAAAAGAUACCCUAGCAUUUGGUACAGGGUUUUUUUGCUGUAGCAGCAACAGGAACAAAAUGUGUUCUUUAUAUGUUUUUACCAGAGCAAAAAAAAAAGUAUAAUUAUUCUAAUGCGGUCAUUAGCCUAUUGGCCUUACCCUUUGCACGACACCCCACCCGUGAUGUUAUGCUUUGGCCGACUUAGUGAGAGACAACAGCUAGCUUGGCGGUAUCAACGGACGACGCCGUCUCCCGUUAUUAUCUGAUCGUGUUGAAGCUGACGCCUGCAUCCACCGAUGAUGUAUUGCAUACGACCGUGAGAGAACGCUUGUCCGUGGGCAGUAGGGCGCGAUUGAAUGAUGCGUUAUAAAUGUGUUGAACAAGCUGAACGCAGUCCCAGUCAUCUGUAGCGUUGUCGUGUUGCGUGCGUUAAGUGAUAGAAUUCUGGGUGUACGUUUGAAUUUAGUUUCGCCGUCCAUAACCAGUAAGAAACAAGUGAACAUGAGCUACUGCAUCAUAGGCGCCGGCAUGGCAGGAUUGGCUGCCGCACGACGUGUGCUCGAGAUCGGAGCACAGGUUACAAUUUUUGAGCGAAUGGAUCAGCUUGGUGGAACAUGGAUCUACACCGAUGAAGUUGGUGUCGAUCGUUACGGGCUUCCUGUGCAUACCAGUAUGUACCGUGGAUUGCGUACGAACUUGCCCAAGGAGGUAAUGGGAUAUCCGGACUUCCCAAUACCGGCACAACGCGAUUCGUACAUUGUUUCGGAUGAUAUUUUGUCAUUUUUACGCCUGUACGCCGAUCGGUAUCAUAUCAAAGACUGUAUCAAGUUCGAGCAUCAUGUCGUGCAAGUCCAUCCCACGGACGGUGAACGCUGGAUUGUUGAAGUAGAGAAUCUAGCAGAUCAUCAAAAGGAGCAGCAUGUUUUUGAUUACCUGUUUAUCUGUAACGGUCAUUAUCACACUCCGAACGUACCGACAGUGAACGGAAGCGAAAUUUUCCAGGGACAGCAACUGCACAGCCACGAUUAUCGUUGUACUGAACAUUACAAAGACAAAGCGGUGCUCGUUAUGGGCGCAGGUCCUUCCGGUAUGGAUAUAGCACUAGAACUGGCAAAAACAGCGCGCCGUGUAACGAUCAGUCACCACAUGGAGCGACUGACCUUCCCUUUCCCUUCCAACUUGUCCCAACAGUCAGACGUUUCCAUGCUUACGGAAACCGGAGCAAAGUUCACGAACGGAAGUGAGGAGUCAUUCGACGUAGUUCUAUACUGCACAGGUUUCCGAUAUAACUUUCCCUUCCUUGGUGCGGAUUGUGGCAUCGAAGUGCAAGAUAACCACGUACAGCCGCUGUACAAACAUUGCAUCAACAUUAACCACCCAACGAUGGCGUUCAUCGGACUACCGUUCUACGUGUGUGCGGCACAAAUGAUGGAUCUUCAGGUUCGAUUUUGUCUGGCAUACUUGACGGGUAGACAGCAUCUACCACCAGCGCACGAGAUGCUGGAAGAUGCGGCGCAAGAAUUUGAGGAUCGUUUACAGCGCGGAUAUAAGAAAAGACACGCACACAUGAUGGGACCGGAGCAGGGCCGGUAUUAUGACGAUCUUGCAAAGACGGCCCAAAUUGAAACCAUUCCCCUGGUAAUGACCAAACUGCACAACGAAAGCAGUCAACGGUUUGUAGACGAUUUAAUACACUUCCGCGAGGACGUAUUUAGAAUCGUAGAUGACGAAUAUUUCGAAUAUGUAAAGGAAUAAUUGCUCAACAGGUCGAUGCAUUUUAUCUUGUGUCAAGCAGGAACAGGCUAACAUAUAAAAUGAUAGAUAUUUUUCUAUAACGCAGAGUAAAUCGCAAACCGUUUGCUCUUAAAUCAUUAACGUUCAUUUGCGCAUGUGAAGCCGGAAGUUUACUCACAGUCACGCUCUUUGGUUUCCAUUUCUGUCCGUUACGUUAAAAUCAAUAAAAAAGACAGAAACACUUUUGUUUACGUAAAUGUUCGACAAGCGUUUAUAUAAAAAAAAAACAUGCAAACAAACAUUUUCUCCGCCUUGCUUUAUCACGAACGAAAACUGAUUAAAAACAAAUUCACGCAGGGAAGAAGAGUGAGCAAACAAAGCAAAAUUAUUAACGUCAAUUAAUAUAUAAAUACGAAUAUGAAAUAUCCAUUAAUAUAAACGUAAAUAUAAAUGUAAAUAUAAAUAUGAUAUGUAAAUUAACGUUAAAAUGAAUAACAAAAGGCAAAUAAACUUUUGUAUUUACGUAAAUUCUCUUCUAGUGUUUGUAUGAAAAUUAAAAAAAUAAUAAAACAUUUUCUCCGCCUUGCUUUAUCACGAGCGAAAACUGAUUAAAAUCAAAUUGACGCAGGGGAGUAGAGUGAGCAAACAUAGCAGUAAACAAUGCAUUCACGUGUAACUAACCGCGUUCGUUGCAAGUGGUAGAAUUUUCUAGAUUUUACAUCUGCCUAUGAUUUGUUUUGAUUAAACGCUACAAAGGAAAUAAUAAAUUUUCGAUAAGCUUCUAGAAGUUUAAUUUAA